Messenger RNA from Myxocyprinus asiaticus (Chinese sucker), 5279 nucleotides. Its product is annotated as sorting nexin-29-like. Gene Ontology annotation, molecular function: phosphatidylinositol binding. Bases 397 to 2868 code for a protein of 823 amino acids. Lineage: Eukaryota; Metazoa; Chordata; Actinopteri; Cypriniformes; Catostomidae. The record is from RefSeq and is a predicted model, not a curated record. The transcript is spliced from 22 exons.
ACGUGACACCCGUGAAUGUCAUGUGACCGAGCGCUUUGCAGUGGCAUUAGCGAGCUGUCGUUAGCACAUUAAUACACUGUAGUAGAAGUCGUCAGAAACAGUUCACUCAUGCUGGACAGUAAGCCCUCACGAUUGCCAAAUUAUGAUUACCUUAUUAUAAAGCGACUUCACAUUUGUAAUGCGUUAAUUUUCUUUAUAAAAGUGCUAGGCCUCGGUUGUACUGUGACGUCUGACUGGUCUGUCUUAGCAAAUGAAAACUAUGGAGAGCAACUCAAAAUGUAAACAAUCUUGUUAAACAUCUCCUGGAACUUACUUGAAACUUUUCUGGGGACAGACACAACUGGAAUUCAUGCCGAAUGCUAAUUUGCCCUUCCCCUUUUUGUCUGGAUUUUCAGAAUGAACGGCACGCAGCAAAAUGACCUCAAAAGACAAAAUCUGUUAGAGAGACUUCUUGAUGCGGUUAAACAGUGCCAAAUUCGCUUUGGCGGCAGGAAGGAGAUUGCCUCAGAUUCUGAUAGCAGGAUCAUAUGCCUGUGUGCCCAGUUUGAAACAGUUCUUCAACACGGCUUGAGGAAAAGUCGAGGGUUAGCCCUCACAGCAGCUGCUAUAAAACAAGCUGCUGGACUUAGCAGUAAAACUGAAGCAGAGCUGACGUUCUGGUUUUAUGUGAAGGAGCACCUCAACCGUCAUGAGUUGCAGCGCUUCUACUCUCUGCGGAAUAUCACGUCUGAGCUGGGCCGGGGCAGAGCAUGGCUUCGCUGUGCCCUGAACGAGCACUCUCUAGAGCGAUAUCUUCACAUGCUGCUGGCUGACCGAGCCCGCCUUAGUGCCUUCUAUGAAGACUGGGCUUUUGUCCUUGAUGAAGAGAGAGCAAGUAUGCUGCCCACAAUGGCUGCAGGGCUCAAUUCCAUCCUGUUUGCCAUCACAAUUGACAACACGGACCUAAACGGGCAGACCCGCAGGGGGUCGUCUGUGUCCGACCUGCUUAAGGAGUCCACACAUGGCAUGAGCAAUCUGUGGAAGGAGUCUGCUCAGGGUGUCAGCACGCUGCUGCGGGAAAUUGGUACUGCUACUGCUGUGGUUCCUGGUUUCAUCCCACGCUCGGAUGCUCUAUCAGACCCACUGCCUGUCCUGCCCCGAAGCACUUCUGCAGAUUCUGGUUUGAGAAAGGAGCGCAGACGUAAAAAGAAGAUUACAAACAUCAUCUCCUUUGACGAUGACUUCGACGUAGGUGCGGAAGAUGAGGACGAAGCAGGUGAGGAUGUCGUUAGGACUCAUAGGAAGAGUGCGGUGGGCCAUGUGAAUUCUGAAGAGGCUCUAGACCCUCCAAACUCGACCUCUCCCACUCAGAAUGGGCUGAUCGAGCCAGGGAUUGUGGGCUGGGCUGAAACGCCACCACAGAAUGGAGUCCUGCAUAAUAGCAAGAGCAUUGAUAAUGAAGAGGAGGAAGAGGAUGAUAGUUAUGGAAAGAGCAGGCCUGAGCCCCAAGAGGAUCAUGGGAGUGGAGAGCCGAUGGUUGUGAGAAGCUUGUCCAGUGUUUCCACUUGGAGCCCAAGGCAGAUCAUCACUGACAACGACAAUGACAACUCACAUAUUCUCAUACCUCUGGCCCCUUCUGAGCCCUUCACCCAACAAGCUUGUAGUUCAGUUGAGAAUGUAGAGUUUCAUGGUCAGAAGGAGAGCUCUAGCCCACCAACUGACAGUGAAAAAGCAAGAAGCCAGCUGCAGUUUAGCAUGGAGCCCAGCUCACCACCACAGAUUGCUCCUGUGUCCAGUGUUCUGCUGACCCCUGGCCUUCCUGAGUCCAUGAACAUUGCUGAACUACGGCAAGCCAUUGUGGCCAUGAUGAACAGGAAGGAUGAGGUCAUGGAGCAGAACACGUCUCUGCGCAGUCUCUUGGAUGGGGAGAUGGAGCACUCUGCUGGGCUCAGGCAGGAGGUGGACAGCUUGAAGAAGAAACUGGCUGAGCUAGAGGAGAGACAUGCUGCCAAAUUACAGGCCCUCAUGAGAGAGAAUGAAGUUCUGAAGGUCCAGCUGAAGAAGUAUGUUGGUGCUGUCCAAAUGCUGAAACGGGAAAGCAGCCAAGGCAAUGAUGCAUUAGCUAUUCAGAGGAAUUGUGAUUAUCCCCCUCCAGUCCCCCAAAACAGAUCUGUGACUGAUAUAGAGGAACUGGCUGCCAACUAUGAGCGUAAACUCAUUGAGGUGGCUGAGAUGCACGGGGAGCUGAUAGAGUUUAAUGAGAGGCUGUACCGCUCUCUCAUAGCUAAAGACAACCUGAUCGGACAGAUGAGACAGGAGCUUAUUGACUUGCGUGGCCCAGUGCCAGGAGACCUGAGCCAGACCUCUGACGAUCCCAGCCUAUCUGACUUUGAGACAACUCAACGUGCUCUUGUCAACGUGUGGAUCCCUUCUGUGUUUCUUCAAGGCCGGGCUGCCAAUGCCUAUCAUGUAUAUCAGGUGUACAUUAGAAUCCUGGACAAUGAGUGGAAUGUGUACCGGCGCUACACUGAGUUCAGGGCCCUGCACAAUUACCUGCGCUCGCAAUUCCCACAGGUCGACACCUUCAGUUUCCCACCUAAAAAAGCCAUUGGCAACAAGGAUGCCAAGUUUGUGGAGGAGAGGAGGAAACAGCUGCAGUCGUACCUGCGUAUGGUGAUGAAUAAACUGAUCCAGACACUGCCUGAAUUCACUGCCCAGCCCACCAAGGAGACCUUACUGCAGUUACUGCCUUUCUGCCAGGACACCCCAGCGGCCAAAGAGAGUGGAACCAAAACUGCCCGAUCUAAAGCUUCUAGCAGGUUCCCCAAGCUGGGUCGCAGCUCGGGUAGGGAAGCCCGCAACCCUGAACCACAAAGUGGUGACCUUUAACUUCUGAGUCACAGGUCUGAUGAUGCAAAAACUUCUGCAGUUGUACGAGGUGUGAGGUGUACCAAGACUUCCCUCAAUUCUCAGAACUCAUCUGUAUGACUUGACGGAAUCCAGGAUCUUCUCUUCUAUAAUGGAUGUACAUACAGCCACAGUUGAAGACUAGUUGGGCCAAGAACCGACAAGCAGAAUCAGCAAGAUUGCCGGAUGGAAUUUUUGGCAAAUACAUAUGGAAUAUCUCAGUUUAGUGGUGAAACGUUCAGUUAGUAUUGUGCCUAGUGUUUUAUAACAGAUGUUGUUUUUGGGGAAAGCCAGGAUGUACUGCAGUGAGAUGAAACUUUUAUGAGACUGCAAUGGGAAUUGUGGUAUCAUCUGGAAAUAACUUGCACAUCAUCAUGAUUUUAACUUGACUGUGACACAUGGGACUCACAGUAUGAGGCACAAUAAUGUUGGAUGUAAUUCUAUUAUGAAUGCAUUAUAAUACAGUAGAUGUACCAAACAAUCACUCUCCACUGUUACCAGUAUGUAGAAGUUCACAAAUCAGUAGUACAGAAAUCAGGAACCUUUAUAUUUUAGAUGAAUGUCUGUUGAUGGUCAAAACUUGAUAAUAAAGCUUAUAAAUUGUUAGAUAGAGGUCUAGGAAGAGCCCUCGUCCUCCUGUCCCUGAGAGACUUCCAUUGGAAAUUUCCUUUGCUGCCAUUAUCCUAUAUGACCUAGAGUGUACUGUUACAUAGAAACUAGUGCAGUCAGUGCAUAUUGUAUUGUGUGGACUGAACAGAAGAGAUUUUUUUUAGCAGGGGAAUCUCCGAUGAACGAACGAGCAAAUAAUUAUGCCGUAUUUUAACUCCAAGCACAAUGGUGAUUGGCCAAAUUCAAGAUAAAAUAGUUUUAUUAUUUCUGACAAGUGACAGUGCUUACUGUUAUGUAAAUGGGGAUCAUGACAUGUUUUGAAUAUCAAAUUGAAUAUGAUUCAGAAUGCCAUCAGUUUAAGAUUCUGUUCACCUGUAAGCAUUGAUGGCUGAAGAUUAGCAGAUCUAUUGUUUGCUUUACAUAUAUGUCUGUCAGCAACCUUUUACACAGCUGUAUAUGAUGGUUUUUAUCAAACAGAGAAGCUUUCUGUCACAAGUUGGUGUGACGAGAAGCAGAUAUUUUUGCAGUGGCACUGCAGCCCGCCUUAGAGUGCAAGAGCUUCAUGAAUACAUUAAUAAAUGCAAAUUGAAACACAUAAAAAAUUUGUAUCGAAUGCACAGUUUUUGCUAUAGGCUAUGCAUAAUUUAAAUUCAUCUGACUGAUCUCAGUUCAGGAGAAUCUAGGCUGUCAUUAAAGGGUUACACUUUUGACACACCGAGUCAUGUGACAAAACAAGAUGGUGCCUAUCUCAGCUGUGUUUGUCUUUGGGAGAAAUGGCAACAAAACUACAUCUGGUAAGAAACAUAAUUACGUUUUUACAUUGAAACAUGUUCACUAGUUUCAUCCAAUAUACCAUUUAAAAAAUGUCAUCGAUUUAUCACGAAAUGGCACGCUGUUAAACCCACUGACCACAUAUGUGGACUGUAGGCUAAUUUUCCUUAAAAUAUCCUGUAUUCAUUGUAAGUGUAGUUCUAGCUGGAAGAUUUGCAGCUGUACAUCAUCAUCACACCAUUAUCUAGGUAGCUCCUAGACAUAUUUCCGCCCUUGCUUACAAGUCUGCUUACAAUCUAUCACAAUGCUGUUUCAGUGUACCAACACGGCAAACUCCAACUCCCCACUGCCACCAGUUGAGUCCUGUCCUGCACAGGGGUAGACUUCUCGCCCCCUGCCUUCUAUCCGGUAAGAUUUGACAGUUCGAGUAGCAAUUUCAUCAGACUGCCAGACAGGGCUUAUGCCAAAAAGAGACAUUACAUUCCUGUUUCAUUUUUAUUCAUCAAAUAAAUUCAUGCCAGCUUUACUUAAGUCUGCGAGUCUUUCUGAUAGAACUGUGCAUUAUCACAUUAAGAAUCAAUGGGUUCACCCAAAAGCUGGAUAAUGUUGCUUUCAGAGGCUGUAUACAGAGUUAGGAUGAAAAUAAGAUGCAUUUCAAACUGUUCUGAGACCAGUGCAGACAGACAGCACAUUGGAGGUUAAGUCAUUCACUAAACAGGGAGCAAUGGAGCAUCCUAUACCUGCAUUCACAUCUAACAUUCGGUCAAAAGUUCAGUUUCAGGCUGCAGAUAAUGUUUGGAACACUCAACAUGUUUGGCAGACAUGGGACAAUGGUAAUCAAUACAUAGAUUCAGAAUUUUUCAUGCAAAAUAUUAUUUUAACAUGGUUGGCAGUGAUUGGAUGAUGCUGGCCAUUACUUUGAAUCAGAUUUAUUUAUGCUUAUUUCUGAUGUAAUGUCUGUAACGUCUCAAAAACAUGAAUAACCAACACUCCAAUAAACAUAAUAAACAAUU